AUGGAAUCAAACUCCGAAAAUGUCCCUUCACAGAAUAAUGAACGUCAACGAAAAGUACAAUCUCUAAACGUGUCAACUUUACCGGGACUAAUAAAUUUUGAUCCAAGUUCUCCUCCUAAUUCACCGAAUUCACCAAAAAAAUCGCGCCCAAUGUCUAUGUUUAUUCACCCUCAGGAAAGACUAGCUUCAGAACAAACAACUAAUUCCGCAAUGGUGGCUCCGGAAGCCUCCUAUUCAAAUAAUAAUGUUCCCUUUUCGUUUCCACCUGCUACAAAUUCAGAGGUUGACGUCGCCUCUGUGAAUUCUUUCAGAACCAUCGAUACAAAUCAAACCGGUGAUCAUGAAAGUUUGUCUUCAGAUAUCACAGACCGUGCGAACGAACCACAGGGUUUGAUUAAAUUACUUUGCGAAAUUGAUGGAGGUCUUGGAAUCGCUCUCGAACGAGUUAAGCAAUGCUCAUCAUCGGCUAAAGCAUCAACUUUUUUGAAAAAAAGGGCAGCAAUUGAAGAUGAAUAUGGAAGAAUGAUGAUUAAGCUGGCUAAAAGUAUGCAGGAAGGACAUCAUACUAAUGAUACAAAACAAGGCUCGUAUGGUGAAAAUUGGCUUUACAUGUUGAAACUACAUGAAUCUAUUGGCGAAAAUAGGGUUAAAUUUGCAGCAGCAAUUCAAGAGAUAUCUGAAGAAAUAACGGCGCUUUAUAAGGAAACAGAUAAAAGUAGAAAAAAUCUUAAAGAUUCGGGUCAAAAACAUGAAAGAACAAUUCAAGAUGCAGAACAAGCUUUGGAAAAGGCUAAAAACAAAUAUGAGACACAUAGUGAAGACUGGGAGCGCACAAUUUUAAUAAAAAAUGGUGAAGUAGUUCCUAGUUUGAAACCAAGAACUUUAACAAAAGCUAUUUUUUCUAAGCAGCCAAAGUCUCCCACACAGCUGGUAAAGAUGGAAGAAGAUGCGAGGAAUAAAGCAGCAACUGCCAAUGAUACUUAUAAACAUCAUUUAUCAAUUACAAAUGCGGCUCGGCACGAAUAUUUUGAUAUACAUUUACCUCGCAUGGUUACGGCACUCAAAGAUAUUUCCGACGAAUGUGAUAUAGGCCUACAAUAUCAUCUAGCUCGUUAUACCUACCUUUUUGAGAAUACUAUGGUAAGCGACGCAUUGGUUAUAAGUCCCGUCAAUACCGAAGAUGGUCCUUCUAUGCGAAAGAUCGUUGAACAGAUCAAUAACGAAGAAGACUAUUACUCAUAUGUACAAACAUGCAGUGCAAAAGCGAAAAAAACGAAACACCAUGAUAUCCCAUACGAUCGAUAUAAUAUGCAAGCAAUUAAUAUAAUAAAUCCAAAAAAUAUUUUUGGAGUUGACUUGGCUGAACAAAUGCGAAGAGAUAACCAUGAAGUUCCUUUGAUUUUAAUUAAGUGCGCAGAAGCAAUUGAGCGAAAUGGCGGACUUGAAAGUCAGGGCAUUUAUCGUGUUUCAGGUGUUCAAUCACAUAUUCAAAAGUUGCGGGCAUCAUUUGACAGAAACGCGGAAGCUGUAGACUUGAAUGCGGAAGAAUGUUUUUCAGAUGUUAAUAACAUCACUAGUGUCUUAAAACUAUGGUUUCGUGAAUUACCGGAUCCACUUUUUCCAAGAGAAAUGUAUCAAAAUUUUAUCAAUGCCGCAAAAACUCCUGACGAAAAAAAACGUGUUCUAGAACUACACGAAUGUGUCAAUAAUCUUCCAGAUCCAAAUUAUAGCACUCUAAAAUAUUUAAUGGGACAUUUACAUAAAAUUGUUCAGAAUCAAGAUAUAAAUAAAAUGAACGUUCAAAACCUUGGAAUCGUGUUUGGGCCAACAUUGAUGGGCAGUCCCGCAAUUUCAAAUCCAGUAUCAUUACAAAAUUCAAGUACUGCACCUGUAGCACCCUAUGUUGCUUCAGAUGGUGGAGGGUUUAACGAUAUGGGUUGGCAAUGUAAAGUUGUUGAAAUUAUAUUGGAAAAUUACAUUGCUAUAUUUGU
Messenger RNA from Dentiscutata heterogama, 1991 nucleotides. The record is from the annotation of a GenBank genome assembly. NCBI's taxonomy places the organism in Eukaryota, Fungi, Glomeromycota, Glomeromycetes, Diversisporales, Gigasporaceae.